CGUACAACGGAAGUCACGAUCGUACUCGUACUUCCCGGUCGAAGCACGAGUGGUAGCAGCUUAGUCCAACCACCGUCCCCAACCCUGGCAACAGCCCUCUCUAUCGACAAAUUCAAAUUGAAAUUGAAAGACCGACGGUAGCAGCGAGCAGAACAGCAGACAAGCCAUGGCAAGCACCGACACCCAAACGGAGAUCACCCUCAAGGGUAGCGUCGACAUUGUAUCCGAGUUUUUCUUUACCGCCAUCAACUCCAUUCUCUAUCAACGUGGUAAGUUCUUUGCGAGGUUUUCAAUGGAUGCUUGCAUCGCCCGCGUCCGGUCCCUUCGAGUCGGCUGGCGAGGUCGACCUCUGGGAACAAUUGUUCUUGAUUUCGCAGAAAUGUCUGACCGACCCACCGCGCUAUCCGCUCGCUCUCUCGGUUAUCUACUCCAACAAACAUCGAUCGGUUGGCAGGAAUCUACCAACCGGAAACCUUCAAGCGGCAAUCCAAGUACGGGUUGACCGUCCUCACGACCACCGACGAUGGCUUGCUGAAAUACCUGGGACAGGUCAUGGCGCAGGUGGAUUCCUGGCUCCUCAACGGCGACGUUCAGCGGCUCGUCGUGGUCGUGAGCGGCGUCGAUUCGGGAGAAACCCUGGAGCGGUGGCAGUUCAACGUAGACCUGGACGGCGGCAGCGAGGGGGGAGACGAAAACCGGGCCCCCGGAACGAACCCCAACAACACCGCCAAGAACGCUGCCAGCAGCGACAGCAAGAAAUCCAACAAGUCGCUGAAAGAAAUCCACGGCGAGAUCCAAGCGAUCAUUCGCCAGAUCACUGCCAGCGUCACGUUUUUGCCGCUCCUCAAUGAGCCCUGCUCGUUCGACCUCCUUGUCUACACCAAGAAAGACGCCGCCGUUCCCACCAAGUGGGAGGAUUCCGACCCCUGCUACAUCAUGAACAGCCAGGAAGUCAAGCUGCGCAGUUUCACAACUUCUGUACGUCGAUCCACUGUUUCGUUUGUUUGCUCAUUGUAUGGGUGGAUGGCUACCUGAUUUUCGUGGAUGAAUUUAUUUUUUAGGAUGAAAAACACAAUGGACUUACGAACUAAUGCUACGUCUUGUUCCUUCUUUCUAUGCGUUUUCACCGACACCAGGUACACAAAGUGGAUUCCAUGGUAGCUUACAGAGAAGCCGAAGACUGGGAGCUUUAGAUGGUUUCAACUAUCGGUAUUUUAAACAGAUGAAGGCACCCGUCUGAUUGGUACUCUUUUAGCAUUAGAAUAGAACAGAACGAUGCAUCAAUCCCUUUAUGCGAUGAGUUUCGACCACUUCACCAUAGACAAAUCGCCGAAAGGAAACCUGGAACAUAAAUUAAUUGCGUGCUUCCAACAUCAACAUUUUAAAUCACAUCGCACAAACGCCAAGUUGUCCACCAUACCCCGAUCCUUCGCAGCUGUUUCUGUAACCGUUGGCGCAGAAUCUCUCGCAAGAGGCUGGGGGAACGCAUUUCUCCUGGCAUUGAAAACAGGACUACCUCUACGUUUCCAAUGUAUUCAUUAGCGCGAGAACCAAACUUUCGUCAAAUUAAGUUUCAAAAUAAAAUAAUAAUGUUUAUGUUGUUAAGAAUGCGCAUGGCCGUUAAUCAAGGAAAGAAACCAUUGUUGACUGCCAUGCGUAACUCUACUCAUCGCCAUGAAUGUUAUAUAAAAAUACGGUAGUAGAUGGACCACACGUGCCCUAUGAAUACCGCACUCACGCAAAAGGCACGAUUGUCGAUUGCAUGCAUCCGUGAUUUUUACAACCCUGUCAAUUGUGUAUUUUGUGAAAGCAACCGCGGCAGGUACAGAAAACGCCAGGAUUCAUUGCCUCGUCCCAAAAACAAACCAAUAGCCAAUUGCAAUCCGUUUGGGUAGUUUGCUGCCAACAUCCGACUUUCUCUUUGAUUGGUUUCGCACGCAGCCCACGGCAUCGUUGGUACGGUACCGCACACUCUAAACCACCAC
Pseudo-nitzschia multistriata is the source of this 1985-nucleotide messenger RNA. Lineage: Eukaryota; Bacillariophyta; Bacillariophyceae; Bacillariales; Bacillariaceae. The record is from the annotation of a GenBank genome assembly.